UCCUAACACAAAUACCAAAGCAUGCAAGAAACAGUUGCAGACACGGCUCCCCCCUCCCAAAACCCCACGGCGGACUUUGACUGGUCUAGCUACGUAACUGUCGAAGGAACUCACAUAAACUUCCCUCCGCCGCCGGCGGUGGAGAACAGUACCCCGGCGCCCCAACGCUACCGUUACCCCGUCACAGUCUCCGUUCGCCUCGUCCACCCCUUACCCAACAAUCGUGGAUUAUUAAUUGCCCCCGACGUCGUAGGAUACAAAGCGUCCAAGGACUUUUGGCUGAGCCGCGGCGGCGAAUCCUCCGUUGACUCCGCCGCCGACUGGUCCGUCGACCACUUGAACGUGACUCACAACCUCCCCGGGGUCGAAAUCGUCAACUGGUUGGUCGAGCACGUGAGCGUGCCUUACAGCCUCAGAGGAGUUGAACUUUUCUGGCACGAAACACCCGUUGAUGACUGGGACAGCAUGGCCGCCCUCGUCCACGGGUUUCUCCGGCGAGUGACGGCGGCGGGACUCCGCGGCUGCGGGGUGAACUAUUUGAAGAUCACCAAGUACGUGAGCUCGCCAGAGGAGAUGAGGAAAGCACUGACUGAGGUGAGGGUAAUGGAGGUGGGGAAGAAGGUGCGGGUGGAGAAGGCUAUAGAGAUGGUGACGGUGGAAGAGUGCGGCGGCGGCGGCGGCGAGGAGGCCGUGGCGUGCGGAGUUUGUUUGGGGGAUUUGUGUGAUGGUACGGCGGUGGUGGGGUUGGCCGGUUGCCCGCACCGCUUCCACGAGGGUUGCAUUUUGGAGUGGUUUGUGCAGAGUAUGUCCUGCCCGCUUUGUCGCUUCCGCAUACAGAUCUCCGCCGCCGCCGACGCAGCUCGAAACAAUGGGUGAUUUGUAUGUUCUCUUUUGUUUUCCUGGUUGUGGAUUGCAUUUGUUUUAACUUUUUCAAGUCUGAUUGUUCAAAUUGAUUCCAAAUAAAUAAAGAUAUUCUUCUUUG
Cuscuta campestris is the source of this 982-nucleotide messenger RNA. NCBI's taxonomy places the organism in Eukaryota, Viridiplantae, Streptophyta, Magnoliopsida, Solanales, Convolvulaceae. The record is from the annotation of a GenBank genome assembly.